AUGGACGCAGACGCAGACGCCUUCCUAAAAGAAUGGUACACCCGCAUCCGGGCCCUCACCACCACCACCCCCGCGCCACCUCUCCCGACCGCCACCGCCCUAACCACCGCCCGCUCCUCCCUUCCCCCCUCCUCCUCCCUCCUCACCCCCCUCGGCCCUACCGCAACCCUAUCCCACCUCCUCACCACCAUCGCGCCCGCGCUCUCCGGCCACAACCUCAGCGCGCACUACUACGGCUUCGUGACCGGCGCCACCCUCCCCGUCGCCGAGGCCGCCGACAACCUCGUCUCCGCCCUCGACAACAGCGUGCAGGUGCACCUCCCCACGCAGUCCAUCGCCACCGAGGUCGAGGACGCCGCGCUGCGUCUGCUGCUGCGUCUGCUGGGGUUGGGCGAGGGUGAGGGCGAGGGCGAGGAGUGGACGGGGCGGACGUUCACGACGGGCGCGACGGCGAGCAACGUGCUCGGGCUGGCGUGUGGGCGGGAGGCGGUGGUGGGGAGGCGGUUGAAAGGGGAUGAUGGCGCACCAACCAGCACAGGCGAGCACGGCCUCCUCGCCGCCUGCGCCGCGGCCGGCAUCCGCGAGAUCCAGGUGCUGACGAGCAUGGGCCACAGCUCUCUCAGCAAAGCCGCGUCCGUCGUCGGGCUGGGCCGGCGCGCCGUCAAGGAGCUGCCGCUCAGCGCGGCGGAGCCGUGGCGGCUGGACCUCGACGCCGUGGAGCGCGCGCUGGCGCAGGGCGAAGCCCAGGGCGUCGCGAGCAUCGUCGCCGUCAGCGCCGGCGAGGUCAACACCGGGCGCUUUGCGGUGCGCGGCGUCGAGGAGAUGGGGAGGCUGAGGGGGCUGGCGGAUCGGUACGGGGCGUGGGUUCAUGUCGACGGCGCGUUUGGCAUCUUCGCGCGCGCGCUGCCCGAGACGGCGGAGUUUGCGGCGCUGAGGGGGAUGGCGGAGGGCCUGGAGAUGGCGGAUAGCAUCACGGUGGAUGGGCACAAGUUGCUUAAUGUCCCCUACGACACCGGCAUCUUCUUCACCCGGCUCUCCUCGACCCUGCACUCCGUCUUCCAGAACCCCAACGCCGCCUACCUCUCCACCUCCUCCUCAUCCAUCCCCAGCCCGCUAAACAUCGGCCUCGAAAACUCCCGGCGCUUCCGCGCCCUCCCCGUGUACGCCGUCCUCCUCAGCGAGGGGCGCGCGGGGAUCGCCGAGAUGCUCGCGCGCAUGGUGAGGCUCGCGCGGGGGAUCGCUGCCGCGCUCGUCUCGGGGCUGAGCGCGGAUUACGAGUUACUGCCACCCCCUCCCCCUCCUCCUCCUCCUACUACUACUACUCAUUCAACGGAAGGAGAGGGGGGGGCGUUGGCGCGGAGGGAUGGCACUGAUUGCAUACACAUGGUAGUCCUGUUCCGCGCGCGCGACGCCGGCCUCAACGAGGCGCUGGUCGCGAAGAUCCAGGGGUCGGGCGAGUGGUACGUCAGCGGGACGAGGUGGGAAGGGAGGCCGGCGUGCAGGAUCGCGGUGGCGAGCUGGAGGGUUAGGGUUGAGGAGGACUUGGAGUUUGUGACGACGAGGUUGGCGAGGAUUGCGAGGGAGUGGAAGGAGGGGGGGGAGUAG
Hypoxylon fragiforme is the source of this 1605-nucleotide messenger RNA. RefSeq names its product PLP-dependent transferase. The coding region runs from base 1 to 1605 and encodes 534 amino acids. Lineage: Eukaryota; Fungi; Ascomycota; Sordariomycetes; Xylariales; Hypoxylaceae. The record is from RefSeq and is a predicted model, not a curated record. Gene Ontology annotation, biological process: carboxylic acid metabolic process. Gene Ontology annotation, molecular function: pyridoxal phosphate binding; carbon-carbon lyase activity. The transcript is spliced from 2 exons.